UUGGAGGUUAAAGUUUGAUUAGCCGAUUUCGCGCGAAAACCAAGGACGGUAGCUGGAAUAUUCCUCCUCCGAUCUUGUGGAACGUCGAAACAAUUGACUUAUCUGGCUGGUUAGGCAAAGCUUGUUUGCCGUGUUUAAAUCAUAUUUGGCAGCAGUAGCUUACCAGUUUGAAAUGCCUAAGAGAUCUUAUCCUUUCGAAGAAACUUUCUCUUCCCAGUAUAAAAUUCAUGUCGGCCAAAAGGAAAUGAACCACCACGGAGUCUUUGGAAGCAAGUACAGACAAGAAAUCUACGAGAAGACAAAGAAUUUGCUCUUCAAUGGUGCAAAAGCUGUCAUUGGGACAAUAUGGAAACUGGAUGGUGAAGGGAACCAGUCUUGUAUUGAAACGGCAGGUCCCAGUGUGAUUACCGAGAAUCGGACCCUGCUGCGAGGACAGACCAUGAUUGGAUUGGAUGGCAAGCUGAGAAGAACUGGCCCUGAUGCUGAUACGCCCAGGACUUCUGCAGCAUGCUGUGUCUGUCUGAAAGGCACGGGGAAGAAGGCGUGCUCGCAGUGCGACCGCUCGGUCUGCCCGUCCUGCAUCAGGCAGUGCAGCGACUGCUCUGGCCUCUGCUGCUCAGUCUGCACGAUUGUAGAUUACAGUGACCGGUAUGACAGAGUGCUAUGCUGUGACUGCUCAGCGUAGCCAAAUAAAAGGACAUGAAGGGGAUGAGCUGUCAUUGUGCCAGAUAUUUGUUUUGGGUUUUUUUAACCUGUUAUUUCUGUAAAAUUGUUUUUUAAUGCAUGACUGUACACUUACCUUUUGUAAAUACUUUAGGUUUCUUUAAUAAAUUUGUAUGAAACAUCCUGAAA
This is a messenger RNA of Conger conger (European conger), 852 nucleotides long. It is a transcript of the gene siva1, whose product is annotated as SIVA1, apoptosis-inducing factor. The record is from RefSeq and is a predicted model, not a curated record. The coding region runs from base 173 to 685 and encodes 170 amino acids. Gene Ontology annotation, biological process: extrinsic apoptotic signaling pathway. NCBI's taxonomy places the organism in Eukaryota, Metazoa, Chordata, Actinopteri, Anguilliformes, Congridae. Gene Ontology annotation, molecular function: CD27 receptor binding. The transcript is spliced from 4 exons.